AAAACCUUAAAAAAAAAAAAAAAAAAGAUGAUGAUGAAAAUGAAGAAUUUGGUGAUAUUUAUUCAAAAAAUAUAAUAAAUAUGUUUAAUUGCCAUAUCACAUUAUGAAAAAGACAUCACUCUCUUGAAAGAGUUUGAUAUUAGACGUUUUGCCAUAUGAUCUAUCAGUAUUAGGUAAUUAUUGAAUUCAGGUGUCCAAUAGAUCAAAUUUAAAGUAUAGGGAGUUUUGUUUGACUAAAAGUUACAAAUAUAAGUAUCUAAAUAUGUAUUGAUUCUAUGUAAAUCCAAUUUUUAAAGUCCCGUCCACAACUUGCUGAACUGACCUUGAAUAUUGAACAUAGGCCUAGUUCACAAUUAACCAAUAGAACCGUUUCCCUCUCCACCCCGCUAAGUUUUAUUCAUUUUUCACCGUUCAAUAUAUUUACAAAAUUCAAAAACCCGCCAUUGCUAAAGCUUACUUCACACACCCCAAAAGUCCAGAGAAAUUAAAAAAGAAGAAGUUUUGUCGCCUAAUGCUUUGAUUAUAUUACCUCCUACUACCCCUAAUCCAACACUCCAGUACAUAGCUACGAUUAAGUUUCUAGAGAUGAAGGGAAAUGAGGAGCUUGAAUAUGAUCCAAAAUCAGGGUUUCAAGUGGAAAUUGAUGUUGAUGAUGGUGAUGCAAAGUAUGUGUCUAAGUAUAGUGCUAUACUUGUUGCAACAAUUCAAGAAGCAAAGGAUAGGAUUUCUCAAAUAGAGUAUGUAUUUUGCAAUCAGCUAUACUCCCAUUUCCAAUUUCAAUCUAAAUGCUUUCAGAAAAUGUAUUUGGAGGCUAAAAAGGAAGCAGACGAUUUGUGGAAAGACAAGGAGAAAGAUCUACUUAUCCAGAUUGAUAAACUUAAAUUUGAAAACCAACAAGUUUUCGAAGAGAAUCGAUGUUUAAAGCUUGAAAAGGAUAGCGUGUUAAGUUUGAGAGAAAGAAAUCAGCAAAUUAGAAUUGAUAAGUUAGAGCAGGAAGUUAGGCAGAAAUCAAAGGAAGUUGAUGAGGGAAUGGAAUUGCAGAAUAGAUUGCUACAACUCGUUCAGACUAAAUCGUCUAUGGCAUUGGAAAAGGGGAAACAAUUAAAAGAGCGCGAAGAAAAGAUAGAUGUGCUGCUUGCAAAAGUGAAUAGUUUAGAGAAAGAAGUUGAAGAACUUAAAGGGAAGGUUGAAGAAAAGAUGGAGAAGGUAGCUGAGAAAAAAGAGUUGGCCCAGGGCUUAUACAAAAACAUAGAAUUGCUGAUGAGGGAGUUAGCAAAAAGUGGAGAGUCAUUGAGUGUGCUUGAAAAGGAGAAGAAAAACUGGGAAUGGAAGACAAAAUGCUUGGAAGAUAAUGUAACUGAACUUAAGAAGAAUCUCGGGAAAAAAAUGGAAGAAGUUGAGGAGGGAAGAGUAUUGCGAGCAGAACUUCUUCAGCAGAUUGAUAUGAAUAAAACGGAAAUAUUGAAGCAGAAAAAACAAUUGGAGGAGUCUGAGAAUGAAAAGGAACUGCUCAUGGAGAAAAUAAAUGUUCUAGAGGAGAAAAUCAACGCACAAAACGAACAUAUCUUAAGGAGCUCUAAGGUGGAUGAAGGAGAGGAUUCAGAGGAAAAGCUACUUCAGCAAAUUGACUUGAAAGACUCUCAGUUAAUGGCUGUGAAGAAGAGCCACAGGGAUCUCCUUGAUAAAUACAAAAGGUUGAAGUCUCAAUAUAACUAUCUGUGCAACAAGUCUGGCCUUACUGAAGAGAAUAUGAUUCCUCAGAUCAAAAUAGAAGAUGAAAGUGGCUCAUUAAUGUAUCAAAAAAAUCUACAAACUUCACCUGAUUUUGAGAGGAAACAUGCAGAUACUUCUGCAGCAGCGAUAUGUGAGAUGAAAAGAGUAAAAAUUGAAAAUGAAGCCAGUGAUGGUUUGGAGGAUGAUAAGACGGUCAAAGCAAUUCCUAUGUCAAGUUUCCAAUCUCCUACAUCCAGUCAUAUUGCGCCAAAAUGUCCUCCCACUGCAAAAUCGGCUCCAGUGAUUGGUACAAAGCGACCUACAUCCCGUUGGAUAGAAACUAGGUCCCAUCAACGCAGAGAUGGGCCUGACCCUCAUGAUGAUUUCCUUGACACCCCUCUUGAGAACCUCAAAGGAACCUUGAACAAAGCCACGAAAGGAAAAGCUCAUGAUCUUGAAAUCCCAGUUCAGAAUUUGCAGCCUGAGAGUUCAGAUGAUGAAACACAAGAUAUGAAUGUUGAUCCUGGCCCAGAAAAGCAGCAGGUGACACUUCCAGUGGCCGGCCAAAAGGCGUUCAAGUAUGUUGAACCAGUUAGAAAGAAAGCUGAGCGGAAGAAUUUGCAAGGAGUUGAAUGCAAGCAGUGCAAGAAAUUCUAUGAUGCAGUGCUUCCUGAUGGAGGCAAGGAUGCUGGUGGUAAUAACCAGAAUUUCCGCUGUGAGCAUCAUGAUGAUGUUUCUAGGCAUAGGUACAAAUACAUCCCUCCUAUGACUCCUGAAGGAUUUUGGAAUAUUGGAUUUGAAUCUGAAAUGUGAUUUUCUUGACCUAAAAACUUCUUAACUAAAUUGCACUGAAAUUUUAUUCUGUUA
Ricinus communis (castor bean) is the source of this 2580-nucleotide messenger RNA. Its product is annotated as protein gamma response 1. The transcript has 3 exons. The coding region runs from base 586 to 2526 and encodes 646 amino acids. The record is from RefSeq and is a predicted model, not a curated record. NCBI's taxonomy places the organism in Eukaryota, Viridiplantae, Streptophyta, Magnoliopsida, Malpighiales, Euphorbiaceae. Gene Ontology annotation, cellular component: site of double-strand break. Gene Ontology annotation, molecular function: Y-form DNA binding; damaged DNA binding; flap-structured DNA binding. Gene Ontology annotation, biological process: DNA double-strand break processing involved in repair via single-strand annealing; double-strand break repair via homologous recombination.